Molecule: messenger RNA, 1635 nt
Organism: Nelumbo nucifera (sacred lotus)
Lineage: Eukaryota; Viridiplantae; Streptophyta; Magnoliopsida; Proteales; Nelumbonaceae
Product: triosephosphate isomerase, chloroplastic-like
Biological process (GO): glycolytic process; gluconeogenesis; glyceraldehyde-3-phosphate biosynthetic process
Cellular component (GO): cytosol
Molecular function (GO): triose-phosphate isomerase activity
Source: RefSeq, a predicted model, not a curated record
CUUUUCCGUCUUGUGUUUGCCUGAAAACCACAACGCUGAUACCGUAGUCUUUUUAAAGUGAAAACUCGCUCGGCUGACCGUUGGUUUGUCGUAGCCACAGCGUAGGGUGUCCUCCUGGGAAGAAGAAGCUGCAUCAUCAGUAGCUGAGGAAGAUCUGAGAAAUGGCGAUGAUGUCCACAAUCUCUUCCUGUCCACAAUUCUGUGGACUGCGUCUCUCUGGCUUGAGCUUGAAGUUGGAUCAGUCGCAAACACUAUCAACAACCCAAUUCUUUUUUCAGCAUGUUGAUUCUCACCUACAUCUCUCCGCAGCUCGACGAGGUUGCAGAGGUGUCAUUACCAUGGCCGGCUCCGGAAAGUUUUUUGUUGGCGGGAACUGGAAGUGCAAUGGAACAAAAGAUUCUAUCAGCAAACUAGUUUCUGACUUGAACAAUGCCAAACUGGAGGCUGAUGUUGAUGUUGUUGUAGCACCUCCCUUUGUAUACAUUGAUCAGGUAAAGAACUCAUUAACAGAUCGAAUUGAGAUAUCUGCUCAGAAUUCUUGGGUUGGAAAGGGUGGAGCUUUUACAGGGGAAAUCAGUGUGGAACAAUUGAACGAUAUUGGCUGCAAGUGGGUUAUUCUUGGGCAUUCUGAACGGAGACAUAUUAUUGGUGAGGAUGAUCAGUUUAUAGGAAAGAAAGCUGCAUAUGCCCUGAGCCAGAAUCUUAAGGUAAUAGCAUGCAUUGGAGAGAAACUGGAAGAACGAGAGGCUGGGAAAACUUUUGACGUCUGCUUCCAACAGAUGAAGGCUUUUGCAGAGCAUGUACCUGGUUGGGAUGAUGUAGUUAUUGCAUAUGAGCCUGUGUGGGCCAUUGGGACUGGUAAGGUGGCCACUCCCCAGCAAGCUCAGGAAGUACAUGUCGCUGUUCGCGACUGGCUAAAGAAGAAUGUCUCAGAAGAAGUUGCUUCUAAAACACGUAUUAUCUAUGGAGGGUCUGUAAAUGGGAGCAAUUGUGCAGAGCUUGCAAAACAAGAAGACAUUGAUGGGUUUCUUGUUGGUGGUGCUUCUCUAAAGGGUCCUGAGUUUGCUACUAUUGUCAAUUCUGUAACAUCCAAGAAGGUAGCUGCUUGAUCAUUGUUGAUGAACCAGUGUACAAAAUUGUCAAUUGAAAGCUGAAUAAGGGGUAUUCCAGUUAGCAAUAUAGUGUAAUCAAACUAUGAGCAUUUCUUGAGUGGUGAUCAUGAGCCAGUUUUCCCCUCCCAGGAAGAAGGAAAAGGUCAAGGUUUUCUGUUUGAAUGUCCAACUUUUCUGAACUUAGUACUAUAUUUCUGAUUGGGAUUUAAUUGAUAAAUAAAAUUAUUAAUACAAAAUGUCUGCCUUCUGAUCGAAAACUAACUUCUAGUAGUGUAGCAACAUAGAUCCAUUGGGUUUAAAAGGCCAAAUUCAGUUGAUUAGUGUAAAUUUGUGACAGCUGAAGCCGGAUGCAUAAGGUGUUCCUGUAGGGCUACGGUUGGAGUUGUUCUCUUGUAAAAGCUUGAAGAUAAUGAAGAGUUGAGUUCGAAAUCAUUCGAGGGCAUGGAUUAGUUGAUCUGACAAUGUAUAUGAGGUUCAAUUGUUACCAUCUUAAGUUUAACCCGCUAUUGGUUAAAACAGUUCA